Molecule: messenger RNA, 7189 nt
Organism: Scaptodrosophila lebanonensis
Lineage: Eukaryota; Metazoa; Arthropoda; Insecta; Diptera; Drosophilidae
Product: tiggrin
Exons: 5
Coding region: 194-6931 (2245 amino acids)
Source: RefSeq, a predicted model, not a curated record
CGAUUUAAGCGAGUGGAAGUGGAUUUGGAAUUUGAAUUGGAAGUGGAAGUGGAAGUGACGGUGCUUUUGUAAAAGUGAAUUCGUGUCAUUCGGGUUAUCCUGUGACCGCACAGUGAACUCUUUUCUAUUUGGAACUGUGUUUGCACGAAUACAAGUGCGCGGCUGCGUUUGCAGUCCAUUCAAGUGAAAACAAAUGAGAGCAUUCGGCGUCUGCUGUGUGCUGCUCUUGGCGCUCACAAGCAGCUGGGCCUUCAGCGCCUAUCAACGGGGCGGCUUGGCGGGCUAUACGAACGGCUAUCAGAGCCAGGCUAGCUACAGUUCUGGCUACAGUUCCUCGUCCUCCUCAUCAUCAUCCCUGGGCUCCAGUUCCGCUGGUUAUGGCGGCGCACAGCUACGGAGCCAUUCGGUCGAGGUUGUGGAGUUUGCCAAUCGACUGAAGCAGGAAUUUAAUCAAUUAUCGCGUGGUAUCAAUAGUUUCGGCAUUGGAACCUCCUGGAGUUCUAACAUACUCCAGCUGACUGGCAAGAGUUCCAGCGAGUUGAACGCGUUAAGCCGACAGAUUACUCAGCAACUGGUCAGUGACAUGAAUCGCGGUGCGAUCAGCUACACAACCAUUGCUCAGCCCAACUUUUUUGAGUCCAAAGCAGCCGAGGUUCUAGAUCAAUAUACGUCCAGUGUACAGCAUACCCUGGACAUCAGUGACCACGGUCAGCCCCUCGAUCUGAGCAAGUAUGACGAGGUCAAAAACUAUGCCUACCCCACCGAGAUCAAGGUCGUGAAUGGCAAGACCUACAUGGUGCACAGAAACUGUACUGAGGCUACCAAGAUUACGCCCAGCUAUAGCAGUUUGGUCAUAGGCGGUGCCAACACGGGUGCCGCCCUUAACAGCGGCUUCUACGCCCAGGGUCCCAGCACCACGACCAUCACCCGCAAGAAUACCGUGUACAAUUGGGAGCCCAGUGUGGUUGGCUACAGGCCGGUGGUUACUAUAGAUGGCCUGAGAGGCGCAAACACUGAAAUCAACGCACCCACAUCUCAAGUGGUUAUAACGCGUGUGAAUAAAACAAUCAAUAGGAAUGCCGAUGGUACCAACUCUGUUGCCGGUUCACAAAGCCAGCAACGUUGGGUCGACGGCAAACUUGUCUUUGAUAGCUCCCAGCCAUUCGGGCAGUCGACGGGGCCAAGCGGCAACAACUGGGAACGCGAGGAGCGCGAGCAUCUGUUCUGGUUCUUGAAUCAAGGAGCCACCUCGCCACAGCGCCUGGAAGCCUGGCAGCGGCAACAGGAGGACCGUCUCAGCGCCAUGGCGUUGCGUCAUCAUACCAGCGUGGAAGCCAUUGAGCAGUUCCAUCGCCGGGAACUCGAACGAUACCAGCAACUUUUGCGGCAGUACCAGACACAAAGCAGCGGGGCCAAUGCUUGGCAGCGCCUGGAACGUGGUCGUCUGGACUGGCUAAUACACCAGAAUAGUCUCAGCGUUCACGACUUUGAGCGUUGGCAGCGUGAGAAUAGCCUCAAGCUGAAUCAGUUGGCGCAGCAGUAUAGGAUUACACCUGCGGAGCUACAGAAUUGGCAGCGCGAGGAAUUGCAAAGGAUUUAUGUGUACUUCAAUAACAUCAAUAAUUCAAUGGCACCAGCCAGGCCCGCGCCAGUUCCCCUGCCCGGAUCAGCCUCGUUGGUUUCUAACGAGGAACAGCAGCGUUUGAAUGAACUUAUCCGCCAGCACAAUGAAACAAUCGCCAUGCUGCAGAACUCGAUACAGACGGACCAGCAGAAGCUCAGGGAUUUGUCAGUCAAAUAUCAGGGUAAUGUGCAAGAUAUGGAAAAGUGGCUCAAGGAGGAAGUGGCGCGUAUUAGCGGUCUAAUUAGGGAGCAAACCGAGCAGAUGUCCCGCAUUACAGAGUGGCAGCGUUCGGAACGAACACGCCUCGAGUCUAUACUUCGGCAACAUCAGGGCUCUGUGACCGAUUUGGAGCAGCAAAUGGCGCGCGACCGCAACUACCUUCAGGGCUUGGCUUCGAAAUAUCACGUGACGAUUGAAGAGCUCGAGAAAUGGCAGCGCACGGAGUUACAGCGACUGCAGCGGGAGGGUCAACAAGCGCUGGAAUCAAACAUUAAGGAAUGGCAGCUGCGCGAACGAGAGCAUCUCAAGAACAUUGUAAGCAAGAACGAGCUGACGCUGGAAGAGUUCCAGACGCGCAUUGUUAACGAUCGCGCACGACUUGAACAGCUGGCUCGCACAUAUAAGGUGCAGGUUACAGAGAUAGAGGACUGGAUAAAGAGCGAGAUGAAGAAAUUCCAGUCGGAAGGUCUGCUCAAAGAAGUGGAGAAGGAAUUGGCCUUGUGGCAGCAGCGGGAACGUGAACGCUUACAACACAUUGUACAGCAGAGUUCUCUGACUGUCGAGCAAUUGGAGCAAAAGAUCAAGAACGAUCAGACACACUUCUACGAGUUGGCUAACACCUACCAGAUACGCGUGGAGGAUAUACAGGACUGGCUGAAGAAGGAGCUCCUCCGACUUCAGAGUGAGGGUCUAAUCAAGGCUGAGGCCCUCAAGGACUGGCAGCAAGCUGAACGCAAUGAGAUUAUGAGAAUCGUGCAGCAAAAUAAGUACAGCAUCGAAGACUUUGAGAAGAAAGUGCUGGCAGAUCGUCGUCACUUGCAGGAACUCUCGAAGCAAUACAACGUGCAAGUUCAUGAAAUCGAACACUGGAUUAAGUCUGAGGGCGAGCGUCUACAGCGCGAAGGCCAGCUCCACAUGGAGGAACAACUGAACAACUGGCAGAAGAUCGAACGUCAGCGUCUGCUCGAUCUAAUUAACAAGAACAAUCUGUCCAUCGAAGAGCUGGAGGCACGCAUUAAGAAGGAUCAGGUGCACCUUUAUAGUCUCGCACAGCAGCACCAGGUGCGUGUUGAGGAGAUCGAGGAAUGGAUUAAACAGCAGAUUGCUAAACUCCAAGCCGAUGGCGUCAUAGAAAUGCAGAAGUUGAAGGACUGGCAGCUUGAGUGGCGUGGAAAUUUGACAAAUAUGGUACAGGAACGCGAUUUCACAGUUGAGGAGUUCCAUAAAUGGCUGCUGGAAGAUCGCGCACGUCUUCAGCAUCUAGCCAUGCAGCACAAUGUUCAAAUUGAGGAAAUCGAACAGUUCGUUAAGCACGAAGAGCAGCGAUUUGUGAGCAUGGGUUUGCUGAAGCCAUACGAGAAGCUGACCAACUGGCAGGAGGUGGAACGCAUGUACCUCAACCAGCUCGCGCAACAGCAGUACAAGUCUACAGAACAGCUGGAGGAGCGACUGCGUCAGGAUCGGGAGCUACUGGAGAAAAUGGCGCGUCAGUAUAGCGUGCAGGUGGAGGAGAUUGAAAAGUGGAUGAAGCAGGAGCUGGCACGUCUUCGCGAUGAGGGUCAGCUGCAGAUAGAUAAUCUAACCACCUGGCAGCUGGCAGAGCGCGAGCGUCUGGAGGCUCUGGUCAAACAGAACAAACAGUGGAGCGUGGAGGAAUUCGAGGCUGCACUUCGCAAUGAUCGCGAACAUAUGCAGACCAUUGCCUUCCAACAUCACACUUCCGUGGAGGAAAUUGAACGCUGGGUUCAGUCUGAAAUCGAGAGGUUGAAGAAGCAGGGCAAGCUGGACAUAGAGCAACUGACUAUGUGGCAGAAGGCGGAGCAGCAGCGUAUUUUGUCCUUGCUGCAGCAACAAUCGAGCAUUACCGUGGAGGAGUUUGAAGAGAAGGUGCAACGGGAUCGCUUGUUCCUGGUCAACCUGGCUGAUCAGUAUCACGUGAGCGUAGUGGAUAUUGAAGCCUACAUUAAGAAGGUUAUCGAGGAUUUGCGGAAGCAGGGUCAGUUUGAAAUUGAGAAGCUACAGACCUGGCAGCUGGUGGAGAGAGACUACAUAAAGCAACUAAUAGCACAAUACAAUAAUGGCUUGUCGACCUCAGAGUACGAGCAAAAGCUGAGGGAAGAUCGCGUCCAUUUGAACCAGCUUGCCGAUCAAUAUCGCAUCAGUGUUGAGCAGAUUGAGCAAUGGAUGAUAACGGAAUUGAAGCGUCUGCGUGGCGACACCGAAACGCAGCUGCAGGCAUUGACCACCUGGCAGAAGGGUGAGGUGGAGCGUCUGCAAAAGCUGUUGCAACAGCAGAACCAUUUAAGCUACGUAGAGUUCGAAAUCGAGCUGCAACAGGAGCGCAAGCGCCUUGAACAACUGGCCCAACAGUACUCGCUCAGUGUUGUGGAGAUUGAGGAGUGGUUGCGUCAACAACUGGUCAACCUGAAGACCACUGGCCAAAUUAAAGUGGAAAACCUCACUAAAUGGCAGGCCAUUGAGCAGCAGCGUCUGAUCGAAUUGUUGCUAAAGCAGCAACAGGAUCUCAGCUACAAAGAAUUCGAACAACAGCUGCAACAAGAUCGCGCCCAUCUACGAGGUCUUUCGCAAACCUAUCACGUGAGCGUGGAACAGAUUGAACAAUGGAUGCGGGAUGAGCUGGCGCGACUGAAGAACUCGGGACUGGUCCAUGUGGAGGAGCUAACUAAUUGGCAGACUGAGAUGCGCAAAGAGUUCAAUGUCUGGCUGCAGCAACAACAAAACGGUGCUACUUAUAAUGAAUUUUUGAAUUUCCUUAAGCGCGAUAAGGAACGCUUAUCCACCAUUGCCCAAGAGUAUCACAUAACUGUUGAGGAGGUUGAGAAGUGGGUCCAAAAGGAGGCCGCGCGUCUGUCGCUAAUUGGAGUCAUUGAACGUCCCGAAGACAAUGUAACCUAUGAAGAGAUUAUAAAGGUCUGGCGUCAGGACAAUGCUGGCUCUGGCAGUGUUAUCAAUAGCAUUAGCAAUAACGAACAACGUUGGAAGCAGCAAGCAAUUUCACAGUUGAGAGGCAAAGCACUGGUAAGGCCUAUGACUUGGCAGGAGUUCGAGAUAUAUCUCGUUGAAAAUCGCCCUGCUUUCGAACAAUUGGCACGUCAAUAUAAUAUCACCGUGGAAGAAGUCAUUGUAUGGCUUAAUCAAUCAGCUAAAAAGCUGGUUGAUGAAGGUCUCAUAACCGGUACGAUAACAGUAGAGGAGUGGCAGCUGCGGGAGAAGCAAUACGUCAAGGAUCUGAUCAAUCAGCAGCUGCGCAAUCAGCAAAAGUGGACUAUUGAAGAACUGGAACUAAAGCUGCUUAACGACCAAAAGCAUCUGGCGGAAUUGAUACGCCAAUACAAUGUGACAAUUGAAGAGCUGCAGGCCUGGUACAGACGCGAGUUAAAGGAGCUGCUCGAUCAACGAAAAAUAUCUCCAGGCAAUAGGGUGGAGUGGAAAACGUUGGAAAAGGAACGCAUCUACCUUACUGCUGUCCAGCAUCCGGGCACCACGCGUGUGGUAUUGGAAGAGCUUUUACUAGGCAACAAAAUGGCGUUGCAGCGUCUAGCCUUAACCUACCGCAUUACAGUGGAGGAGCUGACAUUGUUUAUACGCCAAGAGCUGCGUCGUUUAGCUGACUUGGGCUUAAUUAUCGAAGGCGGCUCUGAUUCACAGCUUAAUAAUCGUUGGCAAGAAGAGGAGCGUGCGCGCCUGCGCACAAUAGCUUCUACCAUAACCAUUACGAGGGAUGAACUUCUCGAGUUUAUUUCCAAUGACAAUGCCUACCAGAAGAUUCUUUCCAAUCUCUACCGUGUGAGUUUGGACAAGUUGGCGCCCUACCAGCGCAUUGCUAUAGACACUAUGCAACGAGAGGGUCUCUUCCAGGAGCUUACCCUGAACCAGCUGCAGCCCUGGCAGAAGCUGGAGCGCGAUCGUCUCUAUGAGUUCAUCCGCAACCAGAACUUUACUCUCCGAAACCUGAAGGAAUGGCAGCGCCAAGAUGUUCUGCUUAACGAGUUUGCCCUUAAAUACGGCAUAUCUGUGUACGAUCUUAAGGCUUGGCAGCUGCGGGAGUUCCAGAGGAUUAUUGAUUUGGCACAGUACUACCAAAUGUCGUUGAUUGAGCUCCAGGAAUUUAGAGAUAAUGAGCUGCGUUACCUCACCUAUGUCAUACAUAAGAAAACGAGUCCCAUACAAGAGAUACAGAGCUGGGAGCGAAAUGAGGCUGCCCGCAGUCAGAUAUUGCAGCGUAAGUCUGGCUUGUCGGGCCAGCAAUUGCUUGAGUGGCGUCGCACCUUGUACCUGCUGUCCCAAGGACUCAUUGAUCUAAACACCGGCGGCAGUGGUGGACAGAUAGUGGACAACGGAAGCACUAAUGCUACUUUUGUGCCCAAGCCCAUAUUCUCCAAGGACCGCGGUGACCAGCCGCCAAAUGCAUAUGAAGAAACCUUUGACGAGGAUGAGCCGGGACUAGAAGGUGAAACCAAGAAACCUCUGCCAGUGCCUGCGCCCAUCAGAUCUACUCCCGCACCCUUCCCAUAUCCCACAGCGGUACCUCAAUACCCUAGCAAUGGUGGUGCUGGUGCCGAUGGAGGUUUUGUGUAUCGCAAAAAAGAGUACCAAUUCACAGUGCCCGUAGGCACCGCAUCUGCCGCGGCCAGCGCCACACCCAUCGGCACUGCGUCUAGUGCUAGUGCUAGUGUUGGCAGUGGCUUUGACAAGUGGGGCACAGGUUCGUUGACGAGGUCUGUGGAUCACCACAAGCCUCCGUCGGACGUCGAGGACUUUGGCCAGCAGCAACAAGUAGAACUGGGUUGGAAUGGGCAAUUGGUGCAAGUUGAGGAUGAGGACGGUGGACAGCAAGUUCAGGUGGAAGAAACAGACUGGAAUGGUGGUCAACAACAGCAGGUAGAAGAGGAUGUAUUUCUUGGCCAGAAACAAGUCGAGGACCUGAGCGAUCGGCGCUACGGUUCUGGACUGAGCAGCUCCCGGCAGCAACCAUUGCGAGCUGUAACACAAGCAACGGUUGAGGUACAGACCAGCGAGGAACCCAAGUCAACGUGGGGAAAAUUCAAAGACUAUUUCACGGGUUAAAACAUUAAAACAAACUGCCAUAUUGGUUAAGACUUCCUCAAGUCAACGAAAACGAAACAAACAAAUUGGUUACUUUUUUAUAAAACGUCUUUUUAUUUUGUAGUUUAGUCUUAAACAAGAGUUUUGGGGUUAGGCCCCCACUAAAGGUCACAUUUGUACCGCUACUACUAAAUAUCCAUACAUCUGUAUGUAAUACUCUUUUUCUUUAUAAGGACGUACUUUAUUUGUUCUUUUUGCAUAAUAAACUCUGAAAAAUAA